Molecule: messenger RNA, 1490 nt
Organism: Stylophora pistillata
Lineage: Eukaryota; Metazoa; Cnidaria; Anthozoa; Scleractinia; Pocilloporidae
Product: melanocyte-stimulating hormone receptor-like
Biological process (GO): G protein-coupled receptor signaling pathway
Cellular component (GO): plasma membrane
Molecular function (GO): G protein-coupled receptor activity
Source: RefSeq, a predicted model, not a curated record
GAUGAUUCACGGUAUUUUGAUCAAGGUCGUUCUCAAGAAUCGUGACAGCGAACAGGAAUUAUGUGGUACAUUGUGCGACCCUUUACUGAAGGUUAAUGAGGAAUGAGAACGUCUGCAAAAAAGCUAAUAGGCCUCUUAUGCAUGGGAAACGAAAUUAUAUACAGAAGAGUUGAGAGGAUUUUAGUUUCAAAAAAAAGUCAGCACAUUCGAUUCUGAGGAAGGUGAAAUGAAGGCGAACAUUUCAGGGGCUGGAAACAAUUCCACAUUUCAUGAAAUGCUAUGCUCCUCAUAUCUGACAAUUGAGCAUCGAUAUAUACUACUGCCAAUAAACUUAUUUAUAUCCGCCACAGCCUUUCCAGGAAAUGUCCUGAUUAUCAUUGCGCUCCAAAGAGUAUCUUCGCUUCAUUCAUCAUCAAAACUUUUAUUCAUUUGCCUCGCUAGCACAGAUGUUUGUGUGGGCCUCAUCUUGCAACCCGUUUACAUAAGUUAUUUUAUGUCACCAGAUAAUUCUGUCCCAUGUUACUACAUUGGAGAUAUGUCUUACAUGCUCUCUAUAAUAUUUUGCGGUGUAUCCGUGCAAACAUCGACUGCAAUAAGUGUUGAUAGACUUUUUGCCCUCUUACUGGGCUUGAGAUAUAGGCAUAUCAUAACCUUAAAGCGAGUAUGGAUCUUUGUAAUUGCAGCCUGGUUCACAAGCACUUCAAAUGCAAUAUUUUAUUAUUAUAACGAAGCUGCUUCCAUGUAUUUUGCUUGUACAGCAUUGUUAUUGAGCAUAACAACAUCAACGUUCUGUUACGUGCAAAUUUACCGUUUCCUUCUUCAUCACCAAAUACAGAUACAGGAAUAUGCUCCCAAAGAACUAUCAAACCGUGGAAGCCGUCUGCUGAACAUUGCACGAUAUAAAAAAACAGUUUCCAGUGCAGUGUGGAUCCAAGCAGCCUUACUGGUUUGUUAUCUACCGUUUGUCAUAAUGACGACCAUAUAUGUUACCAGUGAGGAGUAUACGCCAAUCAUCGCCUUUCUUUUAGAGUUAACAAUAUCUUUUGUGCAGUUAAAUUCGUCUUUGAAUCCAUUUCUUUAUUGUUGGAAAAUAAGGGAAGUGAGAAGAUCAGUCAAGAAUUUAAUUAGAGGUUUAUUCGUCACAGUUUGUUAGCAGAGUCCAACAAAUAACUAUCUCCUGAUCAUUUUAGCCUGAUUCGCACGAAACGUUGUCAACGAUGACAAAAAAAAAGAUAUGAAACUUGCAACAGCAAGGUUGAUUUGAUAUCUUGGCUGGAAGUUGUUAUGCGCUCUAGCACAAACAGUGCUUCGCACGAAUACUUUCCCAUAAUGCUGCUCGCGAUUUGUUUGGAAGGUAGCUUCACAACGGACCAAACUUUUGAACACAGCUUCAUCUAUACGUGACCCUCUUCCCUUAACUACAGGCGUGCUAUAGCCCAUUGCAGAAACGCGAGAGGACCAGGACGAGUUUCUUAUAUUGAUUACAUUGA